Molecule: messenger RNA, 1391 nt
Organism: Vitrella brassicaformis
Lineage: Eukaryota; Vitrellaceae
Source: the annotation of a GenBank genome assembly
AAAUAAUCGACCAGAGGCGGUUGUCGUGGCGGUUGCGCGGAUCCGGGCCAAAGAUCUGGGCCGGCCAGUGUGGGAGAUCUCCCAAUGGCGAUUGCGCACUCCACGCCCAGCAGAGUGGCGUACGUCACGCCCAUUGCGUCGCUCGGAUGCCUUCUCUCCGUUGCGCUCACCAUCGGCGUCAUCAUCGUGCCCUUCCUCAUCGCCUUCUCGUCCUACUCAUUCUGGCUGCACGAGGGAUCCUACACCGAGCAGCCGGAGGUCGCCUACUCAUCGGACGCCCUCGCACUCAUCGAGGGCAGAAAGAACGGCCUACCGUCGACGGUCUUCUGGAGCACCGUGCAGCAACUCAACCAGCUGGCGGGGACGUCCGUCGUCACCCCCGAUGUGCGCGUGAGGGCGGCAGACUUCAACCUUGACGGCAAGACGGACCGGCUGACGGUGGAGAUGACCUUCCCUCUGAGCACCCAGGGCAUGGAGGAGGUGGACUCAGUCAUGCUGAUGCUGGGCGUGACCUACCGCCUCAACGACCGGGUCCGGAUGGACAUGCAGGGGCUGGCGGUGCUGGCCGCGUCCACCGCACAGGGCAGGGCCUCGCUGAGCGCUAAAGGGGCCAUCCGUCUGGUGCAGCGCAACCCCCUCCCCGUCGGCUCCAAGCCUCGCCGGGUCUAUGACUCCUCCCCUCUGUCCAUCAGCGCCAUCUCGCCCUCCAGCAGCCAGGAUGCCUACGCCGCCCCCACCCACGCCCUCCCAUUUGUCGUCCGUCGGCUGCUCGACAGCUACACCAACCGCAAUGAGAGCAUUAGCUUCGACCUCAACAGCCCCCCAUUCUGGUCGAACGAGCCGGCCACAACCAACGGAGCGGCGCCGAUGGUGCGGCGCAUGGACGGCCAGGCAUCCGGCGGCAGCGUGUAUCAGGGGUUCCAGACGAGUGGGUCGAAGAGCUUCCGUGCGACGGUGGUGAUGGAGGUCCCCGAGCAGCCGGUGCGGUACCGCCCGGAUGCGCUGGAGCUGCUCAAGUUCGCGUGGAUACAGUGCCUGGCCUUCCUGGUGCCGCUGUGGUAUAUUGUGGGUAAGAUCAAGGACGUGUUGUUUGGCAAGAUCCUGCCUAGCCGCGCUGUGGUGAUGCAGUGAGGGGGAGGGCUGCAUGGGGGGAGGAUGUGUGUGAAGAAAGCGUGUUUCAUGUUCAUGUGGUGUACAGGGCUUAACGCAAAUACAUACCUGGAUCGAUGGAUGGAUACCUCCCCCCAUCCCACUUCAUGUGCACAGACAAAUAAAUAGUCGACUCGUGUACUGACUGUGCGUGCGAGUGUGUGAGUGUAGUGUGGUCAAACCCCGACUGACUCGUCCAUCCAUCGAUUCGUUCAGUGCGAUCUAAUAUCAGUCAUCUGUCU